Molecule: messenger RNA, 2150 nt
Organism: Limulus polyphemus (Atlantic horseshoe crab)
Lineage: Eukaryota; Metazoa; Arthropoda; Merostomata; Xiphosura; Limulidae
Product: suppressor of lurcher protein 1-like
Exons: 12
Cellular component (GO): plasma membrane
Source: RefSeq, a predicted model, not a curated record
UUAUCUAUAUGGAACUUGUACACGUUUUCACAAAGAUAAACUUACCAUUAUAUGUAUAUAUCGCCGCCUUGAUAUCGCUGUAUAUAUUGUUUAUACAUAGCUUUAGUCUAGUUGUUAUCAUAAACGUUUGUAUCGUUGUUUGACAAAGUCCUAAUGAAAUGAGAAGAAAUUAUCUUUUCUAUGUCGUAAGUUUGUUGUUUCUUUCAAGAAAUUAGAGACAGAAUAAUUAUACCUGGAACGAGGAUACACUGUACUUUAAUAUAAUACGGAACACAGUCGUCAGCUCGAAGUUUUCGUCACACCAUCGAUAACAUGCUUCAGCUUUACCGAAAAGGGGUACGUCUUCACUGGCUACGAAAGUAACAGCUAAUAGAAAACAGUGCAGAAAAUCAACAUUUCUCAGAUGGCAGCGUCAGCUCUUCUCAUGUGCCUUCAAUUGUCCUUGUUUGUGACAACCAAAGCUGUUAAUGCAGGAUGCCAAUGUGUCGUAUACGAUGGUACAUUUGGGAACGAGUACGGAGUGUUUACGUCGCCUAACUGGCCAGUUCCUUAUGAAGAUAACAUCAACUGUGUGCUUUACACGUUUCAAGCUCAAGAAGAUGAAAUUGUCGAGCUAACAUUCGACGAGUUCGACGUCCAGAAAUCAAAUUUAGAGUGCCGUCUGGGAGAUUACGUGAUGUUAUUUCUUCAUUUAGAAGAGGCGGCAGUAGAUCAAAAAACUCUAGAAAAUACAAUACUGUGUGGGAAGAUAGGAGAUAUUGAUCAGACGCACUAUUCCUCCGGUCCUGCUCUUAUAUUCGAAUUCCACACAGACUGGAGACUAGGAAACAAUACUGGAUUCAGAGGAACCUACCGCUUUCUAAACAGAAGUUUGUUUUUGAUUGAUGGAGAGCCACUCUUCGGUACUAACUGUGACUACCAGUUCUUCAGGGGCAAUAAAUCCCAAAGUAAAGGAUAUUUCUUUUCUCCUCUGUAUCCUAGUACUUAUCCACAUAAUGUUAGAUGUGCGUACCACUUCAUGGGAAAAUAUAACGAGAAAGUCACAGUUAAUUUCGAAAAAGUUCGACUUCAACAAGGAGACAUGAGCUGUCUAUAUAGUGUAGACAAAAUCAAAGUGCAUGACGGGAAGGAUGCUCGUAGCUCCUUAAUUGGACAACUAUGUAACUACCAUGAUUUCGUGGAAUUUUUCUCUACUGGUCCUGAUUUAUACAUUGAAUUCUAUAGCCAGAGUCACUUUCCCGGUCAAGGAUUCAAAGCGUCUUUCCAGUUUAAUGAAGAGAAUAUUAACUUAGGACUCAACCUCCCAUCAACAGAACCCCUGAAUAACGGCUUGUUAUUACCGGUCAUCAAAGAGCCUCGUGUGCCCUGUGAUAUAUGGGUAACUAGUACUGUUUCUAAAAACGGAACAUUUGCGAGCCCUAACUAUCCUAACUCCUACCCGGCUGACAUCCACUGUGUUUACCACUUUGCAGCUAGAGGAAAGGAGAGAGUCCAGAUCAUCUUCACGGACUUCGAUCUUCAUGAACCAAUACCCAGCAGGGUGAACAGGGACUGUGAAGGAGUUGAUGUACUCCAGGUUUUCAUCAAGGUCAAAGGUCAAAUGGAAAAGAUUAAAAACAUUUGCGGAAAAACCCUUCCACAUCAGCUAAUGUCUAACGGCCCAUCCAUGAUUCUAGAAUUCCAUACAAACAAGGGUUCUACGAGUUCUAAGGGAUUUCAAGCUUUUUACCGAUUUGUGUCCGAUUUUGGAAUCAGAGAAGGAUCCCAGGAUCCCCAAUCAGUAUGUGGCUUCGUCUUCAAUAGCCUGGAGCAGACCAAUGGAACUUUGACUUCUCCCAACUACCCUGGAUUGUACCCUCGAAACACAGAAUGUCACUACUUCUUCAUAGGAAGAAAAACGGAGAAAAUCCAGAUCACCUUUUCUCACUUCGAUGUAGAGGGAGUAACUCCCUGCUCAGCAGACACUGCAAGUGAUUAUGUGGAGUUCUCCAAUAAGCGGUCUACUGCCUCUAAAUUUCCCCGCCACUGUGGCUUGAAUAAGCCGAAGACUAUUGAAUCCGAGAGCGAUUUUUUCCGGGUCACGUUCAAAUCUAACAGUCGCUUCGACGGAACAGGUUUCAAAGCCUUUUAUCAAUUCACGAAUCAAACCA